UCUUGGUCUCUCUCUCUCCCUCUCUCUCUUCUAUCUCUCUCUCUCCCUCCCCUUCUAUUUCUCUCUCUUUCUCUCUGUCUCUCUUUUAUGAAAUCAAUGAACGAGUUAUUGGGUAGGACAUAAGUAUAAGGAAUCAAAGCCUCCACCGGGACCAACGGCAUUGCGCGCUUUUGAUAUGCGUCUUCGCCAAAUGCUACAUGUGUUUUCACAUCAAUGUAAAUAUUGGCUUUGAUAGGACGAGAGCGGAAUCAGCUCUGGCACGGCUUGGUCUCGGAACCAAAUUUUGACCAAGACUUCCACCAGCUUUUUUUCAACGUAAAACGAUUCUUCAUCAUCACCAUCUGCUGCUGUUGUACCCAUCCCAACUCACUGGCCGGUCCGAAGAUGGCAACUUUAACCAACGGGCAGGUGGACGGCGCGUUGCACGGUGUCGGUGUCGGUGUGGUCUCCGCCAGCACGAACGGGCUCGUGAACGGAUUAAGCCACAGCCACAGCCCGGCGGGCUGCCCGGCCACCAUCCCCAUGAAGGACCACGAUGCCAUCAAACUCUUCAUCGGUCAGAUCCCCCGCAACCUGGAUGAGAAGGACCUCCGGCCCCUCUUCGAGGAGUUCGGCAAGAUCUACGAGCUCACUGUGCUCAAGGACCGCUUCACAGGCAUGCACAAAGGCUGUGCCUUCCUCACCUACUGUGCCAGAGAGUCGGCCCUGAAAGCCCAGAAUGCACUGCACGAGCAGAAGACCCUGCCAGGGAUGAACAGACCUAUCCAGGUGAAGCCAGCAGACAGUGAGAGUCGAGGAGAAGACAGAAAGCUUUUUGUGGGUAUGCUCAACAAGCAACAGUCAGAAGAUGACGUGCGGCGCCUUUUCGAGUCCUUCGGCAGCAUCGAGGAAUGCACCAUCCUCAGAGGUCCCGAUGGAAACAGCAAAGGCUGUGCAUUUGUAAAAUAUUCUUCUCAUGCUGAAGCUCAGGCAGCCAUCAGUGCACUACACGGCAGCCAGACAAUGCCUGGUGCCUCAUCCAGUCUGGUGGUGAAGUUUGCCGACACGGAUAAGGAGCGCACCAUCCGCCGCAUGCAACAGAUGGCUGGUCAGAUGGGCAUCUUCAACCCUAUGGCCCUGCAGUUUGGAGCCUACGGAGCCUACGCUCAGGUGCAGCAGCAGGCGGCGUUGAUGGCGUCCGUAGGCCAGGGGGGCUACCUCAGUCCAAUGGCGGCCUUUGCUGCUGCCCAGAUGCAGCACAUGGCCACAAUCAAUGGCAUCCCAGGAGCACCGCUGACCCCCACGUCAGGUGGCAGCACUCCUCCAGGCAUCAGCGCCCCCACAGUGACCAGCAUCCCUUCCCCCAUUAGUGUAAAUGGUUUUACUGGCAUGCCGCCCCCGCAGGCAAAUGGACAGCCCCCUGCAGAGGCUGUCUUCACCAACGGGAUACACCAUUACCCUGUGUUGCAGGAGGUGGUUUUUAGGGAGGACUCGGAGAAAAACGGCUUGGGCGUGGCUCCGCGGAGUUGUUUUGGGGUUCAGGGUGGCUGCUUCCUCUCUUCUCUUUCUGAAGCUCAAAGUCCCACUGCAGCUGAUCCUCUCCAGCAGGCUUACACAGGAGUCCAGCAGUAUGCAGCAGCCUACCCUGCUGCAUAUGGCCAGAUCAGCCAAGCCUUCCCCCACCCUCCGCCCAUCAUCCCACAGCAGCAACGAGAAGGACCAGAGGGUUGUAACCUGUUCAUCUACCACCUCCCUCAGGAGUUUGGGGAUGGAGAACUGAUGCAGAUGUUCCUGCCUUUCGGUAAUGUCAUCUCCUCCAAAGUGUUUGUGGAUCGGGCGACAAACCAAAGUAAAUGCUUUGGAUUUGUGAGCUUCGAUAACCCAGGUAGUGCCCAGGCUGCUAUCCAGUCGAUGAACGGCUUCCAGAUCGGCAUGAAAAGACUCAAGGUGCAGCUGAAGAGGCCAAAAGACGCCAACCGCCCCUACUAGCCCCCGCCCCAACCAGCCGCUGCCAUCCCGGCGGUCGGGGCAGCCGUCGCACACAGGGAAAGACAGGUUUUGUUAAGCUGAAUCAUAUGUUGACUACUUGCUACCCGCCACUGAGUGCAAACUCAACAUCUGGACCACUGAGGCUGCUUCAGAAACAGAGGAGAGAGAGAGAGAGCGAUGACCCGAGUCAAGGACAC
This is a messenger RNA of Scomber scombrus (Atlantic mackerel), 2165 nucleotides long. RefSeq names its product CUGBP, Elav-like family member 4 (gene celf4). Gene Ontology annotation, biological process: mRNA splice site recognition; regulation of alternative mRNA splicing, via spliceosome. The coding region runs from base 385 to 1968 and encodes 527 amino acids. The record is from RefSeq and is a predicted model, not a curated record. The transcript is spliced from 14 exons. Gene Ontology annotation, molecular function: mRNA binding. NCBI's taxonomy places the organism in Eukaryota, Metazoa, Chordata, Actinopteri, Scombriformes, Scombridae. Gene Ontology annotation, cellular component: ribonucleoprotein complex; cytoplasm; nucleus.